Molecule: messenger RNA, 1307 nt
Organism: Aspergillus vadensis CBS 113365
Lineage: Eukaryota; Fungi; Ascomycota; Eurotiomycetes; Eurotiales; Aspergillaceae
Exons: 1
Coding region: 24-998 (324 amino acids)
Source: RefSeq, a predicted model, not a curated record
CUGCAGACGAUCGUGAAGCUGGAAUGGCCGGCUACGGGGAAGCUAUGGAUGACUCGGCUGAGUAUGCUGUUGGACCUGAAGUCUCUGAUGACGGGACGAACUCGUGGGAAACCGUUGAUUAUAGCGAUAGCCCCGUGCGAGAUUCCGAAUCCUGGAUUGAAACGGUUGAGCGAGAUGACGAAUAUGAGGCGGAAUAUGGUAACUAUUAUGAGGAGGAAAGUGAGAAGCUCUUCAGCAACGAUCCUGGAAGCCAGGUGGAUAUUGAUGACGGCGGCGUCUUCCUUCCUAUGAGCAUGUUUGACUAUCCUGAAGAAGAGGUUCAGUUUAGCGACCACGGAUAUACUGAGGACCAACAGGAAGAUACCGAAGAAACAUACGAGCUUGACAUGGUUACCACACAGUACGGGCAAAUGGGUGCAAACAAUCCUGCCGUCAAACACGAUACCCCAAUGCAGACCACAAUAGAGAACAAAGAAGGCCCCUGGGGAUCUGAAACCUGCAGUGAAUGUGAUCAACCUGUGUGGGAAAACGCGUCAACCUCCAACAUGAUCAACGCAGAAUCUACCAGUUCCAAACCCCCAGCUGCUUCUGUGGCCGGCCCAGACGCGCAGGAUACUGGGGCCACUGAGCCUGCCUGCAUCUUUGAAACCACGAAACCUUUGACACUAGAAGAUAUGGCUGGCAGCUGGUGGGAUGAGGUCCUAGAGGCUAUGGAAAUAGGGUUUAAAGAGGCAGAAGCGGUGUUUCAAAAGGCAGCAAGUGCAGGAUUCAAAGACAUCGAAGUCAGCCCGGCUCUGGCUAAGGCAAAGAGUGUCCCGAGAAAAAGACGGCCCAAGAAGCCAGAGAAACCACGGACAGGGCCAGCUAACCGCAACCCCGACUGCACCGACCCAGAGAAGGACUUCUUUGAUGUGUGUUGGAGCAUCCUCAACGAGACAGGCCUGGUGGGAGAGUAUAUGAGGGACAGAAUGCUGGUGAGUGUCUCGUCUCAGAACUGACCCGAAGCAUAAUGAGUACUGACGUGCUCGUUAUCAUAGCGGCGAACCUACCAUAACGCCCAUACCAAAUGGCAUCCCAGAGGGAAAGAAAACCACGGAAGGGCGAGAAAGCGUGAAUGUUAUCUCUGCUGUGGCUGUCAGAAGCCCAUCAAAUGAGAGGAUUCAGAACUGUGACACUGCUCUCUCCUUCCGACAUGUUUCGCUUGGAUUGUUCUUGAUUAUCAUGACUGCUAACGAUACAUAAUCACCCUCCUCUGUUAGAUUUAACCGGUGUCUCAAUUCUAUGUUGUAUCUCUUCUGUGAAACGAG